AUGCCCAUCCAAUUAUUCGGAAGAGAUCAAAUAGUAGUGCAUUAUGGCAGGAAUGGUGAACAAAGCAAUCAUGAUCAGGUAUUAGACAGCGACGAAACUGAAAUAGGAAGAGUGCGAGAGCGCCUGAAGCUGCUUUUGGCACGAUGCCGCGAUAGAAUCCGUGAAACAAAAUACUUGAAAUUGACAUUGGUCCACUGGACACUUUUAGCCAUGUGGAUCCUUUUGCUGAUUAAUCUCACGACCGUUUACAAUAGCAUGUACGCUCGAUCUGCACUUCUGACUACAAUGUGCACAAACGCCCUCUUGUUUGGGAUUUCUGACAUAUUGGCGCAAUGCAUUGUUUGCUAUACAUCGUCGCAAAUUAACCCUGUGCCGAGCUUCGUCGAUUCAGCAACAAAAACACUAGGACAACGUUUGGGGGCUUUUACAGGAUCACACAGCUAUGAAGUGGCAAGCAGCGAUGAUGACAUCUCCAUCUUCAAUGAUUAUGGGCCUUCAAAUUAUGAUCAUUCUUCCUCAUUUCCACACCCUAGCAACGAGGUCUCCGUUGAACCACUGGGUGAAGAGGAUUCCCAGUCUAAUGCUCAUAGCGAUAGCUUUGAUUAUUUCCGGUGGUCGUGCUUUAUGGCGUGGGGAUCUUUCCUCUCAUUUUUCCAAGUUCCAUGGUACCGGUUCCUGAACUACUUUUACACCGAAGAUCCCACAGUAGUCCAAGUUCUUGAAAGAGUCCUUUCCGACCAGCUACUUUACUCCCCUAUAUCGCUUUACUGCUUUUUCAUGUACUCGAAUUAUAUCAUGGAGGGCGGCGACAGCUUCAGCUUUCAGAGAAAAUUACAGAAGGUCUACCUUGGAACGUUAGGAUGUAAUUAUUUACUUUGGCCUCCAGUACAAUUCAUAAACUUUUUGACCAUGCCAAGGCAUUUUCAAGUACCGUUUAGUUCUUCGGUUGGCGUCUUAUGGAAUUGCUUUUUGUCAAUGAGAAAUGCAUCUAAUUCAAGCUGA
This is a messenger RNA of Lachancea fermentati, 1002 nucleotides long. NCBI's taxonomy places the organism in Eukaryota, Fungi, Ascomycota, Saccharomycetes, Saccharomycetales, Saccharomycetaceae. The record is from the annotation of a GenBank genome assembly.